AUGGAGAACGUUACACUACACUACUUCCCAUUCAAGGGUUUGGGCGAGGGGAUUCGCAUGCUCCUUACUUACGGAGGUCAAAAAUUCGAAGACACGCGUAUACCAUGGGAACAGUGGCCAGAGUUCAAGCCGAAAACUCCAUUCGGUCAGAUGCCGGUGUUAAAAGCGAAUGGUAAGACGUACAGUCAAACCCUGGCUGUCGCACGGUUCCUUGGCCGCAAGUAUGGACUCGCCGGUGAGAACUUGGAUGAAGCCUUCGAAAUCGACCAGAACAUGGACUUCUUCACCGAAAUUCGUGUCAAAUCGUCCACCCCCAUGUUCGAACAGGACCCAGAAGUUAAGAAGAAAUUGAAGGAGAAUCUUGAGAAAAACUACCUCCCGGGCGCAUUGAAGCAACUGAAUGAAAUCAUUGGCCAGAACAAUGGCCACAUCGCAAAUGGAAAACUAAGCUGGGGUGACUUCGUCAUCGCUGGGGUAUACGAUGCCCUGAAGAAUAUGCUCUUCCAAAUGCCAGAUAUGGAUGAGAAGUUCCCUCACAUUAAGAAGCUUAAGGAUAAUGUUCUGUCAUUACCGAAAGUUAAGGAAUACGUCGCAACAGCCGCUCCUAAAACCGAAAUGUAA
Molecule: messenger RNA, 621 nt
Organism: Pieris macdunnoughi
Lineage: Eukaryota; Metazoa; Arthropoda; Insecta; Lepidoptera; Pieridae
Source: the annotation of a GenBank genome assembly